Molecule: messenger RNA, 1266 nt
Organism: Didymosphaeria variabile
Lineage: Eukaryota; Fungi; Ascomycota; Dothideomycetes; Pleosporales; Didymosphaeriaceae
Product: Mitochondrial GTPase 1
Exons: 1
Coding region: 1-1266 (421 amino acids)
Source: RefSeq, a predicted model, not a curated record
AUGGCACCUCUCAGCACUAUUCUUGUUGUCGCGCUUUUGGCCAUCGGCGGCGUCGACGCCAAACAAAAAGACAAGGUCUCAUACUCGCGAUACCUCGAAGGCGACUGCCAUGGACAUCCUAUCUCGGGGGAUAUCGACGAUCUCAAGCUGAAGAAAUACCAAAUGAGCAAAUGCGAAGAUAUUACAGGAAACGGUGUCCGAUUCCAUAAGCACGGCAAGAACAAGUACAGCAAGUGGAUCAAUGACGUGAGUGAUGGGCAAAUCGAAUGCUUCGCUACUUUGUAUCACGGCCAUGGCUGCGACCGGAAGAACGCUAUAAACAACGCUUCUCUCCCCGGGGACUUCACCAAGUGCAACCCUAUAAAUGCGGCAACCGGAUCAAUCCAGUUCUGGUGCCGUCCAAACCGCGCCUGGUACGGCCUAGCACUCCCAAGAGAAGUCGAAUUGGCCGUGACCUCCUACUCCAUUGCCGGCGAUGGCAAGGCCUACCCUUCGGUAUACACGACUGCGUUCAACGCUACUCGCCAUGUGUACCACCAACCUGUGGACUACGUCACCGAGACUGUCACCGAGAUUGAUCAAGUCACGAUGGCCGCGCCCAAGCUCAAUGCUCGUGCCGAGCCCACCCAUAAGGCGGCACUUGAACCGCGCAAGAAGAAGCACAACGAGAAGGGCGUCUGGAUGAGACAUCCGUGGACAGAAUCUGAGCUCUGCUUCAAGUGCUGGACCAAAAAGGAACUCGAUUACGGCAAGUUCUCCUGCCGCUCUGGCCAUAACGACAAGUACGCUAUCGACUGCGGCCCGAAGCCAGCUCCAGUCCCCCCGACCAGUACGCACACCAUCACAUACACCCGCAGUAUUGAGUUCUGGCCUACAACGACGGACCAGUUCUCCAUGACGCCUACAACGACGGACCAGGUCACCACAACGACUACGACGGACCAGGUCACCGUAACGGCUAGUCCGGCAGCCGUCAAUGAGAAACGCUCACCGCACAAGGCGGUCGUCCUGCAUCAUCCGUGGCUGCCGGGCAAGAUGGUGUGCGCCGAUGCUGAAUGGGAGAACUCUGGCAAAAGCAAGGCCGAGGUACGCAUUCAGAAGAUCAAGGUGUUUGAGAAAUGUGCGAAGAAGAACGCAUUCAACAUCGACAUCGGUAUUGCGGAGUAUACUCAAACUUCUAUCGCGACUUCCACGGUAAGUAUCACUCAGACUACUCCUCCUGCCUGGGUAACUCCUCGCACUACUACCCGCGCCCCUCCCCAGUGA